Chinchilla lanigera (long-tailed chinchilla) is the source of this 4510-nucleotide messenger RNA. RefSeq names its product DENN/MADD domain containing 2A (gene Dennd2a). Gene Ontology annotation, biological process: retrograde transport, endosome to Golgi. Gene Ontology annotation, cellular component: actin cytoskeleton. Lineage: Eukaryota; Metazoa; Chordata; Mammalia; Rodentia; Chinchillidae. The record is from RefSeq and is a predicted model, not a curated record.
UUUUUUGGUACUGGGAUUGAGUCGAGGGUCUUCACACAGAAUCUUUUUGUUUUGCUUUCUUCUCUUCUUUUCAACACAGGUUCUUGCUAGGUCCCAAAUUGCCCAGGCUGGCCUAAAAUUUGAGAUCCUUCUGUCUCAGCCUGCAAAGCAGCUGGAAUAACACGUCUAUGCCACCACACCCAGCAAAGCUGGAGUUUUUCAGUGGGAUUUUAUUGGGAAAGAAGGCAGUUGCACAUUUGGUAGCAUGGCCUAAUUAACUUCAUCAAAGGGUUCAACAUAUCUUCUACUGUAAGGUUUAUAUGUGUUCCCAGAUCCUCAGAAAGAUUGGGUCUCAUGAGAUCAGCCUUUACUAAGCCUUCAGAUGUUUGGAUGUUCUGAGCGCCUCCACUGUUACAAAGAGCCUUUUCCCUGAGGAAAAGGACUUCUUGAGACUUGAUCUUGUGACCUCGAUAGUGUGGAAAAUGAGCAAAUCACACUCAACCUCCUGUACAAGCUGGAGACAAACCAAACCGAGCCGGACAUCAGUUUUCUCAGGAGCCAGAGUUGCUCGGCUUCAGUCAUAAAGAUGCAGAUUUGUAUUCAAAGCAGGGACACAGACACAACCUUCCUUUUUUACCUUGACAAAGAAGUUGUACACAGACUGAAUGUGACACUGCGUGUUAGCAAAGAGUCCUUCGGUUGUUGUUUUUUAUUUAAAGUACAGAGAUAAUUGUGGAACCUAUGGGCCGGAAUGCAGCUUUGUGCCUCAACAUCUUAGAUCAAGAGUGCAGAGCCAUCUUGCACCUGGCGUCGUUGUUGCCGUCCCCCACUGCACGGGCCUUUCCGUGUUAGCCCAUGGGAUGAAACAUGGCUGCCUUACUCGGAGAGGCAGUGUUUCUGGUUCUGACUGGUCGCUGUGGCAGGAGUGAAAUUUGAUUGGUUGGAUGUGAGCCAGCCCUCCCUUAGAGCCAAUCAGCUGUGGCAUGGGGGGUGUGGCCUCACAUCUCAAAUAUGGCUGCCCAUGUCCUUGUGAGGAGUGGAUGAGGGAAGGGGCAGAGUACCGUAAGUGAGGCUUCUGGUGAGGCCACCCUGACGUCCUCGCAGUGCUGACGCAAUGACUAUACGCAGUUCUGCCAAGGGCAGCCACGGCCAGACCAGAGACCUGAGGCACGGAUCGGCCGACAGGAGCUAGGCACGAGGUGCGAAGGCCGAGGAAGCCCCUCGAAGGCGGCGGCCCGGGCCCCUGGUCCCCUUCCCGGAGGCCAUCCGGAGUGGCCGGUCUGCGGGAGCGCCCGGGGUGCAUCCCCGACCCGGAGGCGGAGGCCGAGGCGGCGGUGGACAUGCUGGGCGAAGUCCUAUGAGUUCGAAGACUUACUGCAGUCCCCCUCGGACAGCGGCAGGUCGGACUGGUACGCGCAGACCAGGCUGGGGCGCACGCGCACUCUCUCGGAGGAGAACGUGUAUGAGGACAUUCUGGAUCCGCCCAUGAAGGAGAACCCGUAUGAGGACAUCGAGUUGCACGGCCACUGCCUGGGCCAGAAGUGUGUCCUGACCUCCCCCGCUUCUCCCACUUCGUCCGCCCCUGACACGCCCACCAAGCAGUCAUUGUCCAAACCUGCCUUUUUCCGGCAGAAUUCAGAGAGGAGGAACUUCAGACUGCUGGACGUGAGGAAGCUGAGUCGGGACGGAGCAGGGUCCCCUCCCAAAACCAGCCCACCCUCGACACCCAGCAGCCCCGAUGACACCACCUUUAACCUUGGAGACCUGCAGAAUGGAAGGCGGAAGAGAAAGAUCCCCAAGCUGGUACUGCGCAUCAAUGCCAUCUAUGAGGCCCGGAGAGGGAGGAAGCGGGUGAAGAGGCUGUCGCAGUCCACGGAGAGCGGCUCAGGGAAAGUGACAGAUGAGAACAGCGAGUCGGACAGCGACACUGAGGAAAAGCUAAAAGCUCACAGCCGGCGCCUGGUCAAUGUGCAGUCCCGCCUGAAGCAGGCCCCUCGCUACCCAGCCCGUGACCUCCUCGAGUGCCAGGAGAGGCAGCUCUUUGAGUACUUCGUGGUCGUGUCCCUGCACAGGAAGCAGGCCGGGGCCGCCUACGUGCCGGAACUCACGCAGCAGUUCCCUCUGAAGCUGGAAAGGUCUUUCAAGUUCACGCGGGAGGCUGAGGACCAGCUGAAGGCCAUUCCGCAGUUCUGUUUCCCCGACGCCAGGGACUGGAGCCCUGUCCAGCAGUUCACCAGUGAGACGUUCUCCUUUGUCCUCACCGGAGAAGACGGGAGCAGGCGGUUCGGGUACUGCCGGAGGCUGCUGCCUGGAGGCAAAGGGAAGCGCCUGCCUGAGGUGUACUGCAUUGUGAGCCGCCUGGGCUGCUUCAGCCUCUUCUCAAAGAUCUUGGACGAGGUGGAGAAGAGACGUGGCAUCUCUCCGGCCCUCGUGCAGCCCCUCAUGAGGAGCGUCAUGGAAGCCCCUUUCCCUGCCCUGGGUAAGACCAUCGUGGUCAAGAACUUCCUGCCAGGGUCAGGCACCGAGGUCAUCGAGCUGUGCCGCCCGCUUGACUCCCGGCUGGAGCACGUGGACUUCGAGUCGCUCUUCUCGUCGCUCAGCGUCCGCCACCUGGUGUGCGUGUUUGCCUCGCUGCUCCUGGAGCGGAGGGUCAUCUUCAUCGCGGACAAGCUCAGCACGCUGUCCAAGUGCUGCCACGCGGUGGUGGCGCUCAUCUACCCCUUCCGCUGGCAGCACACCUACAUCCCCGUGCUGCCGCCGGCCAUGGUGGACAUCGUGUGCUCGCCCACGCCCUUCCUCGUCGGGCUGCUGGCCAGCUCGCUGCCACUGCUCCGGGAGCUGCCGCUGGAGGAGGUCCUGGUGGUCGACCUCAUCAACAACCGCUUCCUCCGGCAGAUGGAGGAUGAGGACUCCAUUUUGCCCCGGAAGCUGCAGGUGGCCCUGGAGCACAUUCUGGAGCAAAGGAAUGAACUGGCUUGUGACCAGGACGGAGGGUCUCCGGACUGUGAGCAUGGCCCCGCGUGCAGCCCCCUGAGCGAGGUGGUGUCCGAGGCCUUUGUGCGCUUCUUUGUGGAAGUCGUGGGCCACUACCCGCUGUUCCUGACGCCGAGCGCAGGCGAGCGCGAGGAGCGGGCCCUGCAGCGCGAGGCCUUCCGCAAGGCCGUGUCCUCCAAGAGCCUGCGCCGCUUCCUCGAGGUCUUCAUGGAGACGCAGACCUUCCGGGGCUUCAUGCAGGAGCGCGAGCUGUGCCGGCAGGACGCCAGGGGGCUGUUUGAGGUCCGCGCCCAGGAGUACCUGGAAACACUGCCCAGCGGGGAGCACAGCGGCGUCAACCGUUUCCUGAAGGGACUGGGCAACAAAAUGAAGUUUCUCCACAAGAAAUAGCCUGGCUCUGCCUCAAGGGCAAGCUCCCGCCUAGUGACGGCGGGUUGCAGCGGCUCCUGGGAGCGUCUGUGAGCGGCUGGGCCCUGGGGUGUCCCAGGGUGGGGACAGAGACCAGGAUGGCCCCAGCCGAGAGCUCAGCCUGUGACAGCCCGCGCGCUGCCUGGAGCCGCCACCAACAGGCAACACAUUAUUCCCAUGGUUGGUUUGGGGGUUUGGGGAUUUUUAAUCUGAGAUGUUAAAAAAGUGGCUUUUCCUCUUCUUAAGCUGGGGCCAAGCUCAGUGCUUCAUCUGGCGCUGGGCCGCCGUCUGCACCCCGACCCAGCAGCAGGAGAAGUGAGAACAGGAGGAGGUCCUGCUCAGGACGGGUAGGCGGAGCUGGUGGGGACAGAGCAAGGGCCGGUACCCUGGCACAGCCUUGGGUGUGGAGGAGCCUUUCGCUCCUCCCGCCGGGCCGGUGACGCCACCUAGUGGCCGAGGCCAUGGAUGCCUGUGUCUCAUGGACCAGACAAAGGUGGCUUUGUCUUCUGGAAGCCAUAGAAGCAUCUACCAGCGCACAGCCUGGGACUCAAGGACACCCACGGGAAGAGCUUGUGACACUGGCUGGAGCCCCCCGGGAGCCUUAGCCAUCAUGCUGACCGCAUUAGCGUACAGACAAAGGACGCAAGAGAGCUGUGGUCCCAGCAAAGUGGGGCUGGCCUGGGGAGAUGCAGGGACUCUGGGUAGCAGGAACCAGGGCCACAGGCUGACAGGCGCCACGGGGACAGCGGGAGCAGCAGGAUGGGCCCUCAGGGCAGCCCGGGGCCAGCGUCGGGACACCCCCCCCCCCCGGGUCCCCAUGGAGUGCCACCCGGAAGUUGGCAGCAUGGGUGUGAGAUUGUCCUCAGCAGUGACCCGGGGGCCUUUCUGCACUGCAGAGGCCCGGACCUGUCAGGGAAUUGGGACCACCAGCCCAGAACUACAGCCAGGAUCUGGGGUGCCCAUUUUUUUUCCAGAGAAGAUCCAGAGUUUAUGUCGUGUUCACAAGGACUCCCCCGAAGGUGGGAAGCAGGCUGUGCAUAAAGAUUACGGGAGGAAGGCCAGGCAUAGUGGUGCAUGCCUGUAAUCCAGCAAGCUGAGGCAGGAGGGUUGCUGAGAGUUCAAAGCCAGC